Clupea harengus (Atlantic herring) is the source of this 8169-nucleotide messenger RNA. RefSeq names its product zinc finger MYM-type protein 4. Gene Ontology annotation, molecular function: zinc ion binding. The record is from RefSeq and is a predicted model, not a curated record. Lineage: Eukaryota; Metazoa; Chordata; Actinopteri; Clupeiformes; Clupeidae.
AAGAAAACCUGCCCCCGUUGUGUUCGCGCGGGGACGUUCUGUUUUGGUCUAUGCAUCUGGAAAGGGCCCGUGAUUCUUUCCGCGAAACAACAGACAUGCUCCUUUAUAUUGUUCGAAACGGCUUUCCACUAAUUGCACGGUCACAACAAAUAUUUUAAAUACAAACUGUCAAAGUUUACUUUUCAGUGAGGUACUGAGAUAAUUUUAAUGUGCUUCCUAGCAAGUAGCUAGCACAUUACCAGCUAUGGUGUAACCAGGCGCUCGCCAGCAUACUUGGCCCAUUCCAUUGAAAGCGGUUUUGGAUAAAUACAUGAAAUGAGCUUUCACUCGCUAUCAAGACACACUUCCUAAUGGUCGUUAGCACCUGGCCGAACAUUACGAGCCGGUCGCCUGCACAGUAAACAUGGCGGAUUCAGACAAAGAUGAGAAUGGAGACUUUGUAGCACAAGCUUUUAGCGAGAACUCACCAGCCUCUGCAGGUGAUGAUGUAAGGAUGGCCUCUGACGGGGAGGGUGAUGGAGAGGCAGCCGGCCCUCACUUCCCCACUGGGUGGAGCGAGGAGACGGCAGAAGGUGGGAGCGGAGGCGGAGGGACGGAGGAGGUGGGGGAUGGAGACGAGCUGGACGGGCUACCCGUGUUUGGGGUGGACCAGGACCCCUGGGACUUGGACGCCCCUUCGCUGGGCGAGCCAUACCCUGAAACCUCCAACACGGGGUCCGACUCGCGGAUGACGGGACUGGAGGAAGAGCAGCAGCAGCAUGGGCUGGACGAGGGGUCAGACGCCAACAGCCACACAGAAGAAGGGCCUCUUAUAGAUGAGGAUGCAGGGCUGAGCCACCCCACAGGGCUGUCCCCCAUGGCUGGUGACGAGGGCGUGUUUGGCCACUCCGAGGCAGCUGCUCCAGAGGAGAGGGCCGUGGUGGACGAGACACACUCCUCUCCCACACACACACCACCAGCUGAGGCAACUCCAGAAGAAGACCAACACCAGUCAGAAAGUCCAGAAGCAGACUCCCAAACUGAGGACCCAGCUCUCCUCCUGCCUCCCUCCCCCCGCGCCUCCACCAGCGCCAUGGAGCCUUCGGGUCCGGUGGUCCCGGUGGUCCCAGAGCUGGCGCUGUACCCGAGCCUGCCCCUGCUCAGCAUCAAGGACGAGCCCAUGGACGAGGGCUACGACGUCGCCUUGCAGCAGCCACAGCCCUCCGCCAGCCGCAUCAAGCAGGAGCUGGACCAGCCAGAGGAAUUCGCCUCAUCUAGCAGCACAGAACAGCUUCGCAUCAGUGCUGUGUUCUCUGUGAGCGGAAGCUCCAACAACUCUGCUGCUCCUGCUCCAAUGCCCCAGGCCUCGAUGCUAGCACCCCCUCGAACGGCCCCUGCACUUGCCCCCGCCCCCACUCCUGCCCUUGCCCCUCCGCCGGUUCCUCCGCUCUCCGCCAUCAUGAUCCGCUGCUCCGGCUGCUCCAAGGUCCUGCAGAGGGGUCAGACGGCCUUCCAACGCAAAGGCUUCAACCAGCUCUUCUGCUCCACACCCUGUCUCACGGGUGCCGCACUGCCCCCCGUCACCGUCGCCCCCCCUAUGACUACCGCUCCCCCACCUGUCAUGCCCAUCAUGCCCAUUCCACCUGCUAUCCCACCCACGCGGAAGAAGUUCUGCAGUAACUGUCACAAGGAAGUGGUGAAUCUGAAGGACCUGAUCAAAGCUCCUGUGGGGAACACCAUGAGGGACUUCUGCAGUCAGACAUGUAUGGAGAGCCUGAGUCAGAAGAUGGCCCUCUUCCCACGUCCACGCCGCAGCGCUGACGGCGACGGCGACGUCACUAAGUGCAGCAUUUGCCAGAAGAUGUCCGUUAUCGAGCACGAAGUGAACCAUUUCGGCUCCAUGCACAAGUUGUGCAGCGACCACUGCUUCACGCGCUUCCGCGUCAUCAACAACGUGAGCGUGAACGUGUGCGAGUCCUGCGGAAAUCACUGCUCCAGCUCCACCGGGACCCUGUGUCUGCUGCAGGCCGACGAAUGGCUCAAGAAGUUCUGCAGCACCGGGUGCAUCUUCACUUACAGACAGAAAUGCAAGCAGGCGUUCUCGUGCAGCCGCUGUCAUAUCACGUGCUAUGCACAGUCGAUGCUGGAGAGUCCCAACCAGCUGGGCAUCACGGAACUCUUCUGCUCCAACAAGUGCCGCAUCACCAGCCGUGUGCCCAACAACCUAGCGGAUGCCCAGUUCCCAUGUACACAAUGCCAAAACGUCCGAGUCCCGCAGUACCACCUGGCCACUGGAGAUGGCGCCAUAAGAAACUUCUGCUCUGUCAAGUGUGUCAAUGUAUACCAGGAGAAGAGCAGCACUUCCACACCGCUAAGCCAGAUGAACGGCAGUACCAGUGUGCCCACAAACCCCAUGAAGGGGCAGCCUUACCCCCAACAGCCACCAACCCCACCCCCACACCGGGUCCCUCACCUGACACAAAUGCUCAACCCCCUGCUCCAUCCUCUGCCACCCUACGUACCCACGCCUCUCCACAACCACGGCCCACAGCAUCUCGUGCCAGGCUCCACUCACCUCGCACCACCACACUACAUUCCGGCCCCAGCAGUGGCGCAGCCCGGGGUCCUCUAUCAGCAACAGCAGCAACAUCCUAAUCAGCAUCAACAACAACAACAACAACAACGACUGCACCAUCCCCAACCAUCAUCCUCCAUCUCCACCUACCAGCUCCCCAGGAUCUACUGCAAACAGUGCAGUCAGGGCUUUAAUGCCAAGCCACAGGUCCUUCAGCACAAGGACCAGGUUUGGCUGUUCUGUGGGAAGACCUGCUGUGAGCUGUUCAAGCGCCUCAGCGAGAUCAUGGCCCUGUGCGACUACUGCAAACUGAACAAGGUGCUGAAGGACGUCAGUCUGACGUUUGAGAACAAUCCACGCACCUUCUGCAGCGAAGGCUGUAAGCUGCUGUUUAAGCACGACCUGUCCAAGCGUCUGGGUCAGCAGUGCAGCACCUGUGCCUUCUGCUCCAACAUGAGCCCCCAGACCAUCCCCAACUACUUCGGAGGCAAGGUGGAGGAGUUCUGCAGCAAGGACUGCAUGUCCGCCUACACCGUCCUCUUUUAUGAGAUGGCCAAGUGUGACGUGUGCAAGAAGCAGGGUCGUCUGACGGAAAGCUUGAAGUGGAAAGACGGCGUGAAGCACUUCUGCAAUCAGCUCUGCUUCAUCAACUUCUGCCUGCGAGCCAGCCAGCAGAACCAGCGGCUCACCAACGGCACCGGAAACGCUGCUGGACUCCGACCUGCAGGCCUGGUCUCUGCUCCUGCCCAGCCAUCCGUCUCCAAGGAGACGCCGGUGAUUGGCGACGUGGUGUCUCUGGCCUCCACCCCCAGCGGCCAGCCCGGUGACUCAGCCCACACGGCCCUCACAGGAGCACUGCCUACCUCAAACAGCCAUGCAAAGAUCAUCGGUGAUGCGAGCACUCAGACGGACGCUAUGAAGCUGCCGUCGCCCCCGCCCCGCAUGCUGAAGAACAAAGCGCUCAUGUGCAAGCCCAUCAUGGUGGAGCGGGGCGUGCAGUGUCGCCUGGAGUCGCCGCCGCCGCCAGCGGCCUCGGACGAGGGCAAACACGCCGCAGACAAAGAGACCGGCAGCAGAGAAGACGCAUACACGCUAUGGAACAUGACUCAUAAAGUGAAAGAUGAGGGAGACAAAGAGGAGAAGGUGCGCCUGGUGCCGGUGCCAGUCCCUGUGCCCGUGCCGAUCUUCAUCCCGGUGCCCAUGUGCAUGUACACCCAGUACAUGCCCGUUCCCAUGGGCAUGGCCAUACCGGUGCCGGUGCCCUUCAUGGUGCCCUCCAAGCCAGAUGGCACAGGGCAGGAGGCGGCAGAGGGAGGGACGACCCCCAGAACCCCAGCGGAUGUGGCGGAGGAGGAGGAGGAGGAGGAGGAGGAAGAGAAAAUGAAGGACAAGGCAGCGUCGGUGGGAGACCAGGGCAGCACAUACAGUGGGGAUCUAGAGUCUGAGGCCAUGUCCACCCCCGUCAGCCUCGAGGAUGACCCAGCGUCCCACUUCUCCAUCGGGGCCCCAACGCCGAACCCAGAGGGGCCCCAGGACUCGACCCUCAGCCAGGCUCCCCCCGGCGGGGACGACACCCACACGCCUGGAGAGCCCAGUGCACCUGUGGAGCAGAAGGUUGCCCUGAAACACCGGGGCUUGAAGAGACCUCGAGAGGGCGCCCCCCUCAGGAAAAGGAGUCGAAAGCGCGGAGGGUCCCCUCUGGGUGGUUCGGCAGCCCCCUCCGGCGGCUCUCGGCUGAACCCCACCUACGGGGUGCAGGCCUGGCUCAGCUGGGUGCAGUGGAGGAACAAGCAGCUCAACUGUGCCAGCAACGUGGGCAAACCCAGCGGUGCGAGGGCCAUGGUGGUCAAGGAGGACGUGCUGCAGUGCAGCUCGGCGGAGCUCAGUUACGGCCUGUGCCGCUUCAUCAGCGAGGUGCGGCGGCCCGACGGCCAGCCCUACGCUGCGGACAGCACCUACUGUCUCUGCCUGGGCAUUCAGCAGUAUCUGUUUGAGAACGGGAGGAUCGAGAACAUCUUCACUGACUCCCUCUACAACAAGUUCACCGUGGACAUCACCAAGAUGCUGAAGAACUGGGGCCACACGGUUGAGCCACAUGAGCUGCUGCAGUCCCGUGUGGAGGAGGAGUACCUGUGGCAUUGUAAGCAGCUGGGGGCCUACUCACCCAUCGUGCUGCUCAGCACACUGCUCUUUUUCGCCACCAAGCUCUUCCGCUUCACCACCCUGGCGCACCACCGCCGCCUGGCUUUCUCCCACAUCUCCCGCCUCACCCACACAUCACCCGGCGGCAAGAUCGCCUACGUGCGCUUCAGGAUCCCCGGCCUGGAGAAGGGUACUGCAAUGCUUGCCUUACCCUCGAAACAAAAGCUGGAGGAAAAUGACGACAGCCAAGAGGGUGAUCUAGAGAUGCCAGAGAACAAAGAUAACCCACUCCGCUGUCCCGUGCGGCUCUACGAGUUCUACCUCUCCAAAUGUUCAGAGUCCGUGAGGAAGCGCACAGACUUGUUCUACCUCCAGCCAGAACGCGUGUGUGACCCAAACAGCCCGCUGUGGUACUCGGACCAGCCUCUGGAGAACGCCACGCUGGAGAACCUGCUCACGCGGAUCCAGGCAGUGCGGCAGGUUUACACUGGGGACACCGAGGAGCAGAACCAGGCCACAUCCACCGACGAGAGCUCCUAACGGCUCCUCAGACAAACUCCACGGACAUUUCCAGGAACAAAAUAAAACAAUUUUACGUUUUAUGAAAUAAGUUGGACAUUUUUCUCUGCCACUUUUGGAGGCGAGGUUGAUUUUAAGAAUAUUCUUUGGGGGGGGAGGGGGGAGGGGAUCGAGCGUUGCUCAGGUAGUUGAAAAAGGUUACUAAGGACAACAUCCUCAUAAUCGCAUUUAAACUGAAUAUUUCCUUUUGACUGUUGUUCCUGUUUUGUUGGCUGCUUGGUUUUCCUCUUUGUCACAGUACGUUUCUUUUUGCUUUCAAAAUGUUUACACUUUCCCCAUAUGGAGGCCAACACAGAGCUGCAUCAUGGAUAAUGAACAUUGAUCCCGCAUAAACUUCAGAAUAAUAUGUGUCCUUUUCCAUGAAAGGCUGAAGUGAGCUGCUCAGAAACGAUUUCGAAGGAGAGGUCAUGAACAUUUCCUGGGGAGGAGGAAUGAUUUCCUAACCCUGACAAAAACACUGCAUCCUCUGCUAUGAAGGAUAAGCUGCUGUAUGGCUCAUUAACAUACCAGUAAGAGCUCACAGUGUUCAGACUCUGACAGGGAUCUUCACUGGUGUGUAUUUCUGAGUUACUGUAGAAACUGUUACUCGUACCUGCCUAGAAUGUAUGUGAAUCAUGACUUCCAUUCCACCCACAGUCUGCAGUUUUCUACUGAAAUUACACUCUCGGCUUGCUCAAAAGGGUUUGUUUGGGUGGUAGAAUUCAUUUUUGUAUAACCAACAAUGCAGUUUAUUGUUUUAGGUUUGUUUGGAAAAAAAGAAACAUUGGGUGUCCAAAUCAGAAUUACAGAAAUACAACUUUGGGUUCUGGCCCCUGGCAAGUCACCAGUGUUCAGGUAUGCUGUUGCCCAUCUUCAGAGAACAUUGGGGAAAGACGGUGUGCCGUUGCCUAAAAGAAAAUGGCAGAAUGUGCCUUUAAUAGUCCCCCAGUAGCAGGUCUCUGUGAUCACCUACCUCCAGUUUCAUCCCGAGGUCUCGGGCACCCUUCUUCCCAGUGCAGUGAAGACAAACUUCUGAUAAAGAAUUAUGGAGCACAUCAAUAUAAUCUCUCAUGCUGAAGAGAAUAAAAAGUUUUUUUUUCCAUUUAACCUGUGUGUGCGUGUCUACUGACUGGUGAAGACAGUUUAAAUGUAUAGUGUUCUAUUUUGUUAAUGUUGUAUUUGUUAUUAAUUGUUGGUCAGUGUUUUAAAAACAAACUGUUGAUUGGUCAUCAUAUUUGUAUUUUUGAUCUAUUGAGACUGCCACCUGUUGUCCAUUUCUACAACAGACAAGUUAAUGUUACUGACUUUCUAGAAACAUAACCAGGUAAUGCAUUGGUAAUUAGCAGAUUGUAUGAAAAAGGAACAGGUUUGCAGUAGUCUAAUUAGCUUUGCAACAUGCAUACCUGUUGUCUCAUCAUGCAACAGUUUUACCAGAGGUGAGACUUAAACAAAUAUUUAAUGUACAGGUAGAACUGACUUUUGCACAGAAAUGCACAAAAAAAAAGUAGACUUCCAACAGUUUGCAGCCACUGAGGACUAUGCAGAUAUGUUCACAGCCUAGCUUGCACUACACUGAAGUAAGGGCCAUUGUCACAUUUGCUACCAUGGUAACAGAAGAGAUCCAUGGCUGGCACUGUAAUGUGAAUUGUAGAAGCAUUGCACUCUCGUCAGGAGUGAAAAUACAGCACAAAUGUGAUUUAGUGCGAUGGUGGGGGUUUUGUUGUUUCAGUGACAGAUGAGAGACUGUGGUCCUCUGGCUUGCCAAGAUAAUUGUGCCAUUUUGGCUGUGGAUUUGAGUGGCCUUGUCUUUACAUUGACUGCAUAAUUUACACCUUAUUGUGUUUACGUCACUCUUUCUUCUACUCUUCUUUUCUUUUCCUUGAGUGAUGCAUCUUUUUCCUCCAUGUUCCUUUGCCUGAUGAACGGAGAGGGAGGAUGGCCAACACCAAUGUGUUGUAUAGCCUGUGCAGACGAGUGUGUUUGUCUGUGUGUGUGUGUGUGUGUGUGUGUGUGUGUGUGGGAGUGAACAGGGCAUGAGGAGAGAGAUGUGCGCGGGUUUAAGUAUGAGGAGAGAGUGUGAGUGGGAGACAAAUAGGAGAGAUGGUUGAGAUGUGCAAAGAUAAAAUCACAAAGGGUGUCAUAUAAGCUGCAGUUUUUCUUUUUCUUUUGUUUAAAUAUCCAUUUCAUUAUUUAUUUCAUCAAGUGACACAUUAAGAUCAAAUCCAAACAACAAAAAAAUAUCUCUUUACAUGUCACCUGUAGCAUAAUGCAUUUUUUUUUUUUUUACCAUUAACUCAGUUUCAUGUGGUUUCCAAUGAGAUCUGUGUAUCUUCAGGGGGCUUGUGGAAACUGGAUCUCCUGGGAGGGUUUAGUUUGAUUUCCCUUGUGCUCCUUGUCUGAAGAGGAAAUGUGAGCCAGGUCAAACCCAAAAUGAGGGGAAAGUAAGCGAGAACAGCAGAGCAGGGGACAGAGAGAGACUCGGAGCUCCAGAUAGCCGCCAAAGCCCUGAAGCAGCUUCAGAGCACGGGGGAGGGGAAUCGGUGAUUGAGAGGGAGAGUGAGUGAAUGUGUGUGUGUGUGUGAGAAAGAGAGAGAGAGUGAGAGAGGGAGCUGACGGUGUUGAAAUAAGGGUCCAUUUGUCAAACAAUCAGCGCUUCAGUGGGAGUGGAGAGGCGAUCGGUGAGAUUGUGAGGGAAUGCGAGCUCUGUGGAUAUGCCUGGACGGAUGACACAUUUUUGGUGUUGGACUCGCGCCUGGGACUCAGGGUGCCGCUCAUCUGCUGUUGGAAUGACGAUGCUGGCGAUCUGAUUGCUUUUGGAGACUGACCCCCUCACACCACUUAUGGGAAGUGUACGGUCAUGCUGACCACUUUGAAGAGGCGAAGCGGUGGAAAGUGGGGCCACACACACCUCUAAG